Messenger RNA from Penicillium expansum, 639 nucleotides. RefSeq names its product putative high expression lethality protein Hel10 (gene hel10). Lineage: Eukaryota; Fungi; Ascomycota; Eurotiomycetes; Eurotiales; Aspergillaceae. Bases 1 to 639 code for a protein of 212 amino acids. Gene Ontology annotation, cellular component: outer membrane. The record is from RefSeq and is a predicted model, not a curated record. The transcript is spliced from 2 exons.
AUGUCCGGCUACGAUCAGUACAACCAGGGCCACGGCCAGCAGGGCUAUGGCCAGCAAGGCUACGGCCAGCAAGGAUACGGCCAGCAGCAAGGCUACGGUGGCCAACAAGGAUACGGUGGCCAGCAGGGUUACGAGCAACAGCAACAGUACGGUCAGCCUCAGCAGGGCUACGGCCAGCAAGGCUAUGGCCAGCAGGGUGGAUCUUCCGACUACUACUCCGGUCAGCAACACCAGCAGCAGGGCUACGGCCAGCAGCAGGGUGGAUCUUCCGACUAUUACCAGCAAGGCCAGCAGCAAGGCUAUGGCCAGCACGACCAGAACCGCCAGGGUGGCUAUGAGCAGCAGGGUGCCCCCGGUGAGGCCCAGGAUGGAGAGCGUGGUCUUGCCGGUGCCCUCGCCGGUGGUGCCGCCGGUGGCUUCGCUGGUCACAAGGUCAACCACGGUUUCCUCGGAACAAUCGGUGGAGCCAUUAUUGGUAGCAUUGCUGAAGACGCCGUCAAGAAGCACCGCCACAAGGACGACCAGUCUCCUCCUCAGUACGGCGCCCCCCCUCCCAACGGUCAAUAUGGCGGUCCUCCUUCCAACAGUGGCAGCGGCGGCUCCAUGAUGGACCAGCUCGGUGGCUUCUUCAAGAAGUAG